AUGCUCAUCCUCGUGGCUGUAUCAACUUUACUAAUUGUUUAUACGCUACACUACUAUCUCCGCUACCGUACUCGAUAUCCUCUAGGACCAUUCCCAUUGCCAUUCAUUGGAAAUACUUAUCACAUCAACCCCCAUAAUUUCCAUCGAUAUUUGGACCAACUCGGAAAAAGCUAUGGUGGAUGCUUUACAUUAUUUCUGCCUGCGCCUACAGUAAUUUUAACGGAUUACCGGUAUAUUAAUGAAGCACUCUUGGUUCGAGGAGACAAAUUCUCGGGUCGGACACAUCGAAUCCCGGAAAUUCUGCUUCAGCGUGAGCCAAACACUGGCAUUAUCAUAUCGGAUGGGGUGGUUUGGAAAGCCCAGCGGAGAGCUACGCUUAAAAUAUUACGAUAUUUUGGACUGGGUGGUAGAAUGAUGGAAGAGAAGAUAAUCCGAUCGAUGGAACAAUUGCUCGACUCACUUGAGCAAACCUCUCAAAGAACCAUCGACCUCGAGAAACCGUUGCAGCUGUGUGUAGGAACGGUCAUCAAUGAUUUCCUUUUUGGAGAGCAAUUUCCAAAAGACGACUCCAGCGAGCUUUUCCGUAUCAUCGCGAUUAUCAAGCGGCAUUUGCAACGGAUCUCGACAAACCCAUGCACUUUGUUGUGUCAAGCCUUCCCUUGGGCUGUUCAUCUACCGAUAAUUGGAUAUUAUGGUUGCCAGAAGCACAAAGAAAAUAUUGAUGAGUACAUCUCAUACAUCGAACAGCAAGUUGAUGGCCUCGUUCAAAGUUAUGAUGCGGACAAAGAUGCCUCAAACUUUGUGCAUGCUUAUAUGAAAGAAAUGGAAACAGAUCCGGAAUUAAACUUGCCCAAUCUACGAGCGAUCAGCACCGAUUUUUGGCUAGCCGGUAUAGAGUCGACUGCAACUUGUAUUCGCUGGCUGAUCGCCUAUAUGAUUCAUUAUCCAGUUAUACAGGCGAAAAUCCACGCUGAGCUGUCGUCCGUAUGUGCUCGGCGGGAAAUCAAGUAUGCUGAUCGAAAUAAUUUGCCGUAUACGAUGGCUGCGAUCAAUGAGGUGCAUCGCCGAGCCAAUAUGAAUCCAUUUCUGAACUUUCACGUCUGCACCGAAACGACCGAAAUUUGCGGAAGACGUAUAGAGCGUGGUACGACGGUAAUGGCACAAAUAUGGAGCGUUCUCAACGAUCCGAAAAUCUUUGAGGAACCCUUAGUCCUACGCCCUGAGCGAUUUUUAGAUGACCAGGGACGUUUGGAAAAAACCAAAUUAGAAAAGAACAUCACUUUUGGAAUUGGGAAGCGAGCUUGUGUGGGAGAGGGACUGGCUAGGAUGCAAAUAUUUCUAAUAUUUGUAAAUCUUAUAAAAAGAUAUCAAUUCAUCCCUGGAGAAGAGCUGCCAGAUCUGGAACCCGAAUUCGCCACAGUUAAAUUAUUCGCGCAAUAUUUUGUCGUUACAAUGGUUCCCGGAAAUAUGGAAUCACUUCCAGUGGUUGAAUUCUCGGCUACUUCUCGCGCGGAGCAAUUGUUUGUCAAGGCAAACGUCGCGGAACGGGGAUUAAUUUGUGGCGUUCCGUAUCCUGAGGCUGGCCUGAAAGCUCAGCCAAUCGAUGCGCAAAUGUGGCUGUUCCUGCUAUUUCGGCUUUUGGUGCUGCUGAUCCCUCCUUUCCACGCAGCAUCUGAAUUCGACGACCAAGAUGAUGCCCUAUUUACGGUGCCCUGGGAAAGUCGGGACGGGCGUCAACGAUACAACGUCUACGUGCAGCCCCCACCACAAGAGGAUCGAGGGGCUCGUGGACGACUUACUUUUGCGCGCAUGAAACAAAAUUAUGAUUUCUCAUUGCUCUGCUCCGAUGGUGUCCCCCUUUUGCUGGAGGAUGAUAAGCCAAAGAAAUGUGACCCAAAGCCAUAUAAACCAAGCCUUCGCUGCCCGAUCGGAUUUUGGUGCCACAACGGAUUUUCUGAAGAGACGCAGUAUUGCUGUCCGAAAAAUAAGAAAAUCCGAAACCGAUGCCAUUUACCCCCAAUGGUUGGACAUGGACGAUCGGAAAUGGUGCGCUUCUUCUACGAUUGGAAACAUGCAAGAUGCCUCCAAAUGAUUUACACCGGCGUUGGAGGCAAUGAGAACAAUUUUGUGACCCAUUCACAGUGCACGGAAGCUUGUAAAGGCAGUGGUGAACCACCGCAAGGAGAAUCCAUUUACCGGCCUCUUAAACCGAACGUAGAAGCCCCGAUUCCAAGCACUACUCUGGCCAUUACCACGAGUACUUUGGCUCUUACUGACGCCCCAUCGGCUAGGCCGAUUACCAAGAAGCCGACGACACUUCCUAUUACAGCGCCUCCAACCGCACCUCCAACUACUGGAAUGGAAGAAGAAACUGUUGAGGUUGAGGAAGAAUUUACCGGAAAUCCAUGCAGCCUACCUCGAGAUCGUGGCGAGGAAAACGGAAAGCAGCCCGAGAAUCGCUUUUAUUUCGAUUCUUCCGUCCAAAAUUGUGUACCCUUCACCUAUUACGGCGACGCUGGCAAUGCAAAUCGCUUUGAAAGCUUUGAUGAAUGUAUGGGAACUUGUGCAGCUGGAAACUCUGAAAAAUCCUCCUGCUCCUUGCCAAAAGCUCCAGGAAACGGCAGAUUUCAGAUCCCACGCUGGGCGUUUGAUGCAACUACGCGAAAAUGUCUACGUUUUACCUAUUCUGGCAGUGGAGGCAAUGAGAACAGAUUUUUGACGCGCAAGAAAUGCGAGCGUGUUUGCAUUCGAGUACCUCGUAAAAAUGGAAAAACCACAACAAUUGUCGCCGGGGUGCCACUUGAUUCAGCGGAAAAGCCAACGACACCAUUUUCGCGACUGCGAGGGACUAAAACACGACCCCCAGCCACGCUUGUACCAAUGGAAACGUUUAAUCCACCUACAAUGCGGCCGGCUACUAUCCAACCAACACAUCUGCCAUUACCACCGUAUAUUAAGGCUUACCCUGCCGAAAAUGUGGAAAAUUUCGUCGAGCAUACCCGCCCGCCAUUCCCGGGUAUUGCCGUUUUCCCGAGCCCCGGUGUAAUGCCGAUCACUCCGCCGACACAGACCCAGAAUACGCCCUGCCGACAGCCGUUACCCUUCCAGCCUGUGAUUAUGUGUCAUACUGGGACACCGUGUCCGAUUACGACAUUUUGUCAGGUCGGCGAUGGACACAGCAUCUGCUGCCCGACAAUCGACGCCCAACCUUGUCAACAACUACCAGAACCCGGCACCGGGCCCUCACUUGUCGGACGUUGGGCGUUUGACCCGUCCACCCAGCAAUGCAUUCCAUUCCUAUUCCGAGGAUUCCAGGGAAACCAAAACAACUUCAUGUCAUACUCGGACUGUGCUGGGACGUGCGGUGGGAGAAGCCCUUGUACGAUGGGAGAUCCAGUGUUGCCCGAAAACCCGGGAGAACGAUGCUCAACCACAAACGAAUGUCCCGGCGGUUUUGUGUGUUCGGCUGAUCCAUUAUCUCUCGAACCUUUCUGCUGUCCUGGAGCCCCACAAGCCAUCGACGAGUUCACCUUCAGCAAAGGCCCUCCAAGGACUGGUUUUACACCUCCAAUGGCUGCAGAAAAUCCUUCUUCCCAUGCCACUCCUCCUCCGACGCUUGUACCGAAUAGCUUAUUCACGGCUGAUCCCUGUUCCCUACCUGGCGAUCCUGGCUUCGGAAGCACCAUGUCGCUCCGCUUCUUCUUCGAUGCUGAACAAUCCUCCUGUCAAAGUUUCCAAUAUAAUGGCAAUGGCGGAAAUGACAACAAUUUCGUAACUAUAGAAGAAUGCCGACGAGUUUGUCCGGAAUACCGUAACCCUUGCCCCUCCGGUGCCCCACUCUUGGACACAAGUGGUAAUGCCCUAUUUUGUGGAGCUUAUGGAAGCCAUUGUCCUCCGGGCGGAUGGUGUCAUCAUGGUUCGGAACGGGCAUCUACAGUAUGCUGCGGGGAAGCGUUCGACCCAUGUCUCCUGCCACUAGCCGCUGGAACCGGGAAGGAGCAGCUCUCCAGGUUUUAUUACAAUGAAGAAGCUCGGCAUUGUGAGCAAUUCGUGUACUCUGGAUCAGGCGGAAAUCAGAACAAUUUCAAUGAUAAAUCAGAGUGUGAGACGGCGUGUCCGGUUGUAGAGAAUCCAUGCUCUAUCGGUUUGCCUGCUUUUGAUUCUGAUGGGGUCCCAAUGACUUGCUCUACUUCCGAUUCCUCCUGUCCGUCUGGUUUCUAUUGCCAUAUUGGUGCCACAUCGGUUACUACAGUUUGUUGCCAUCGAGCUGGUGAUCCGUGCACUUUACCAAUGAUUCGAGGAAAUGGAGGUCAUGUAUUAAAUCGAUGGUAUCACGAUCGGGAGACAAAGCUGUGCGCCAGUUUUGUCUAUUCCGGAAAGAGCGGCAAUGAGAACAAUUUCCUAUCGAAGGCUGAUUGUCAGAGUCAAUGUCCCGAGUUUCAAUCCCCUUGUUCAACCGGGUUACCCCAUAUCGCACACGGGGGCCAAUUCAGCAAAUGUUCCGGACCCAACGCAACUUGCCCAACAACGUACUGGUGUCACGAGGGGUUGACACCGGAGAGUACGGUGUGCUGCCCAGGUGCGGCCGAUCCGUGCGAACAACCAAUGUCCGUUGGUAGCGGCGCGUUUGCAGUACCAAGAUUCCACUUUGACCAAGACACCCGCUCUUGUCGCCAAUUCUUCUAUUCUGGCAGCCAGGGAAACGAGAAUAAUUUUGUGACGAAGGAUGACUGCGAGAAGCGGUGCCCCGUUUUAUCAAAUCCAUGUCCCAGCGGAGAGCCACAACUUGACGAAUCGUUUUCGCAGAUCCAUUGUUCGGCGGAUGAUGAUGGUGUCUGCUCCGAGGGCUACUUCUGCCACCUUGGAUCCCAUGAACAUUCUACAGUAUGCUGCCCGGGUAGAGCAAGAGAACCAUGCGCAGAACCAAAGAGUGAGGGUCGAGGCGACGAGCCGGUGCAACGAUACUACUUUUCAACCGAAACCCGGCAGUGUCUUGCGUUUAUGUUCAGAGGAAUGGGAGGGAAUCAGAAUAAUUUCCGGUCGAAGAUCGAUUGUGAAUUGAAAUGUCCAGUACUGGAGAACCCAUGCCCCAAUGGACAACCCCUAACCACUCUGGCCGGCGAGUUCCUGCUCUGCACCGCAUCAAUGGCCCACACCCUGGCCCGCUCCUCAUGCCCAGCCGGAUUCUGGUGUCACGUUGGGGAGCAGCGAAAAAUUGCAGUGUGUUGCCCGGGAGAUGGUGAUCCCUGCAAACUUCAAAUCGAGCAAGGCACCGGAAAUGCGGCUAUAUCACGUUUCUACUACGAUCGCCACUUCCGGAAAUGCGUCCGUUUCACGUAUUCGGGGCGUGGCGGGAAUGCGAACAACUUUGAGACCCUCGAGGAUUGCCAGAAUAAAUGUCCGGAGUUUAUUAAUCCGUGUGCUGCCGGAGAUCCAGCAACGAGCCCCGAGGGUUCGAUACUUGCCUGUGGGAUCGGUGGUGUGCAGUGUGGUACUGGAUAUUAUUGUCAUAGAGGGCAUACUUCGGAUAAUAUGGUGUGCUGCCCAAAACUUGGUGAUUCCUGCCAGGCCCCACGCCAAGAAGGUGAAGGCGAUGCUGCACUUGAUAGUGAUCAGCGUAAGUCACAAAUAAAUAAGAUCGAGAUGAAG
Molecule: messenger RNA, 5649 nt
Organism: Mesorhabditis spiculigera
Lineage: Eukaryota; Metazoa; Nematoda; Chromadorea; Rhabditida; Rhabditidae
Source: the annotation of a GenBank genome assembly